Chaetomium globosum CBS 148.51 is the source of this 921-nucleotide messenger RNA. RefSeq lists its product as uncharacterized. The transcript has 3 exons. Gene Ontology annotation, molecular function: thiamine diphosphokinase activity; ATP binding; thiamine binding. The record is from RefSeq and is a predicted model, not a curated record. Gene Ontology annotation, biological process: thiamine diphosphate biosynthetic process; thiamine metabolic process. Lineage: Eukaryota; Fungi; Ascomycota; Sordariomycetes; Sordariales; Chaetomiaceae. The coding region runs from base 1 to 921 and encodes 306 amino acids.
AUGAUCGAACAUCACGACGACGCUAUCGCGAAUCAGCGAUCUAGAUCAUUCGAGUGGAAUCCGGCAGAUUUGAUCCAGGCCCGUUCACAGAUCGACGACAAAACAACUUCAGACCAAUUCGCUCUGAUCGUGCUCAACCAGCCCCUCCAUUAUCUCGAUGUGACGCGGAGGUUGUGGGAGAACGCCCAAGUCCGCAUCGCGGCAGAUGGUGGGGCAAACGCCCUCUACGAGGCAGCCGGCCAGCACGGCGACUCAUGUUUCGAUGACCUCGCCAUGAUCAUCGGCGAUCUCGACUCCCUCACCCCUGCCGUACACUCGUACUACGCGUCCCAGAAGACCAGCGGCCCCCAGACGCUCGUCAUCCGCGACCCAGACCAGGAGUCCACCGACUUUGGCAAGGCGGUAGCCUACAUCCGCCAACACUAUCACACCACUACCAGCAUCCCCAACUCCCAUCCCCACCACCACCACGCCACUCCCAAACCCCUCGACAUCGUCGCCAUCGGCGGCCUGGGCGGGCGCGUCGACCAGGGCCUGAGCCAGCUGCACCACCUGUACCUGUUCCAGACCGACGCCCACUACGCCGACGGGCGCAUGUAUCUCUUCAGCGGGGAGAGCCUGACCUUCCUGCUCAAGGCGGGGCGGCACCGCAUCCGGGUGAGGGAGGAGGGCAGCGUGGUGUCUGGCGGUGGUGGCGGUGGGAAUGGUGGUGGGGAUGUGUUUGGCAAGCAUGUGGGGAUCCUGCCGGUGGGCGCGGCCAGUCGGAUUACCACGAGGGGGUUGGAGUGGGAUGUGCAGGAUUGGGAGACGCGGUUUGGGGGAAGGGUGAGCACGAGUAAUCAUGUCUUGCCGACGACGGAGGUGGUGGAGGUGGAGACUACGGAGGAGGUGCUGUUUACUAUUGCGUUGCGGCAUGCGUAA